GGAAAUUCUGUUGUUUACGCAUGUCUCUGUAACACUGAGAAGCGAGAGGAGCCCAGAAAACCCAGAGGGAGCUGACUAACACUGGUUAUGGAAGUACAGCAAUUAUGCAAAGCAGAAAAUCCUACUUCCAUUAAGGUCAAUGGAAAAACACCCUUUUACUUUGAGAGCAGCCCUGUAUCCAGAAGACCUAUGGAUGCUUCAGUAUAAAAUAUAAUGGAAAUUUAACGAAGAGUGAAAUUAGAUUAUGAAUCAAAACAUGAACACAGGCUCUGUUCAGAAAAUAAUGGAAGAGACACAGGUUUUUAGGACCCAGCCAAGACAACCUUAUAAAUCAGCUGAAGUUUGCCAACCAGAUGGCAAUAUAUGUAAUUCAAAUCUUCCAUCUCAACAUUUCUAUCCAUAUUCAUCUAAUUAUACAUGUAUGCAUAUGAAUUACAGCAGCGAUUUGGAAAUUUUUGAAGCAGUAAAAAUUCGGGAACUGGAAGAAAUCAAAGCCAGAGCUGCACAAAUGGAGAAGACCAUGCGCUGGUGGUCAGAUUGUACUGCUAACUGGAGGGAGAAAUGGAGCAAAGUUAGAGCAGAAAGAAAUAAAGCCCGAGAGGAAGCAAGGCAAUUGAGAAUAAAAUUAGACAAUGUUGUAAAAGAAAUGAGUAUGCUUAAAAAGUUAAAUCAAGAUUUAGUAAGUGAGAAGGAAAAUUUAGAAAAUGUAACUACUUGGAAAACAGAAUGCAGUUGCUCAGAAAUAUCGCAUAUAAAACAAGACCUAAACCAGUUAACAUUUCCAGAACAAGAACCUGUGAAAGAACUGAGCAAAACCAGCAAGAUUCCUGUGGCAGAAGACACAAAGAAGGAUGUGGAAAUAAUCAAAGAUUCUUUAAGAAGCAAUCAAAAUAAAAAAAUAACUCUAAAGCAUUCUGAUUCCUUUCCCUGUGGAAUUGCCAGUAUUUAUUUGGAGGAACAAAAAAAAAGUCUGGACAAUAUAGCCCAGACAUCAGAGAAUGAUUUAAUACAUGUUUCUGUCAUGCAUUUGCAUUUGGCUGAGUUAAAGAAAAUCUUGCAGAAGGAAAGAGAAAUGAAUGUAUUUCUGGAAAAAGAAGUGGAAAGGACAGCAAAUGAAUUAUCUCUUUGGAAAUGGAAAUAUGAUGAACUAAGACAAUCUAAGCUGGAAAGUCUGAACCAGGACCAUAGAAUAAUUCAAGCUGGAAGGAACCUACGAAGGUCUCUGAUCCAGAGUUGGAUCAUCUCUGAGAUCAGACCUGGCUGCUCAGGAUUAUGUUCAGAAAAAUGUGUUGAGCUAUCUGGAUCCUAUCUUGCAAAUUAUUGCAAACUUGUGGCAUAACAAAGCUGUGGAAGAAAUUCCACUGAAGUGAGUCUUCUGGACAAAUCAAGCCUUCUACAUCUCACUUUAGACAUUUAAAUGAUGUUUAAAAUGGAACAUCAUUUUUGGAACAGCUAGUUCUUGUUAAACUGAAAUUCUACAUUAUUUCCACCUUUUUUUUCUAGACAUCUUUAUUCUGCCGUUACCUUAUAGUAUGAAAAAAAACGAAAAGCUGCUUAUCUGUAUUUGCUAUUUUCAUUCACUUAGUAUAUACAUAAAUUAGAAAUACUGAUGCUCUGAUAAUCUUACAGGAAAUUUAGACAGAUGUAAUAAUAUCUGAUCUGUCUGAUACUCUUUGCCUGACCCCCAACAUGCCUACAGCUCAUUGCUUGAGCCAUGAAGAAGAAAAAAAAAAUAAAUUAUUGGAUAUGAAGCAGUAUAUCUAAUGGCUAUACCAGGUACUGUGAAUUGUUCUGCUAAAUUCUCAACUAAGAUGGGCAAAAAUAUUGCUUACUUACAUAAUUUAAUAUGUAUUUUUAGAGUUCUACAAUUAGAUCAUCCCAACAUCACUUAACACUUAAUCUGAAUAGUCAACAAUCUUCAGUGUCUGUAAGAUAAAUGAUCUUCUUUAGUUCCUGACUUAAAAUAACUUUGUAGAGUGCUUUGACUGUUCCUGUCAUUUUUGAUGUAUUCUUUGUAUGAUUCGUUAACAGGUACACUGAAAAAUAUACUGUAAACGGAAAUAAUUUUACUUAGUAUUUUCUUUUCCUGUCUAUCAGUUAACAUUCUUGUCAGGUAUUUGAUAACUUAGGGCUAAUUUAUGUUAAGUUGGGUUGAACGGUGUUCUGAUCUGCAGCACAUUACACUGGUACAGUCUAGGAAAUUCAUGAAACUGAUUAUAGUUUGAACUUGCUUUGAUUACUUCUAGUAAUGCUGACCACUGUUGAUUUACUGUUACCUUGUGGUACCUUAUUUAUCUAUAAAUUUGGCUCAAUACAGCAGUAUAAAGCCAGGAUGGAAGGUUAGCUUAGAAAUCAGUUGAAAACAGAGAAGUGUUAUUUCAGUGACCAUUUAUAUGGCAAAUAAAACAUGAAAGAGAGAGAUUACUCAUUGCACUGUUUACUUUUUUUCACAUGAUUUUCUACAUGCUUACAUUCAUCAUCUUGUGACAAAUCGCUGCAUUUUUUUUUUUAUUUUCUUCUUCCUUUUAAAAUGCUUAUUAGAAUGGCCCAUGGCUUGUCCUAAUCCAUGAAUUUAUUAACAAGUGGUAAUAAAUACACGGUGAUAGAUAACAACAAGCUAAGUGAGGUAGGCUGUUAUAGUCUGGCAACAAUUGAACUUGUAUGCUGUUUAUCUGUAAAAAUCCCAAAUUUUUAAAUUAUCUUUGGUAAAUUAUAGGUAAAUUUACAUUGUUCUGAGGGUUAAGAGAAAUGAUUUAAUCAUUCAGCCUUUUUGCAGAGAAUAGAAACUUAUUUAUGCAUACAAUACAGCAUGUAUAUGUAUUUCUACUCAUGGGCAUAUAAACUGACAUAGCUUUCUUAUCUUGGUGAUUGGAAAGAUUUGGAUUAGUCAGUCUCAGCUCUCUAAGGGG
Messenger RNA from Cygnus atratus (black swan), 2909 nucleotides. It is a transcript of the gene CCDC102B, whose product is annotated as coiled-coil domain containing 102B. The transcript is spliced from 8 exons. The record is from RefSeq and is a predicted model, not a curated record. Lineage: Eukaryota; Metazoa; Chordata; Aves; Anseriformes; Anatidae. The coding region runs from base 245 to 1339 and encodes 364 amino acids.